UGUGAAUCGAAUCUUCAUAGCCUUCAUUUUACCAACUAGCUGAGCUGAAAGUGGCCCUGAAGCAAGUUAUUUUCUGAAGAAAAGGACGGAUAUUUCUUUUACAGCAACUCCACCACACACAAAGUUAGAUAAAGAUGGAGAGUUUCGAUGUGGUGAUGUGGAUGGACAUUACUGUCUGCCUUUUUUUGACUAUAUUGCUCAUCCUUUGGCUUUGUUUUGUGGUACGAAGGGAGCAGGUUCUGGUCACCUACUACACAAAUCUCUUAUUCUCCAAUCUAAUCCAGUUCAGUGCAAUGAUCUUCUGGAAGUCAAACAAAGGCCAUGAAUAUUACACCACUGAAACUAUUUUUAUCGGUAUUUACCUCUUUGGUUUGAUGGCUAAUCUUGAGUUCAAGAUGUGCAUUGCUGCUGAAAGGUGUUUCCUCAUCACCUGCCCACAGAUGAACUGUAUCAGACAAACUAAAGGUUCUUUGCUGGUCUCUGUUCUGGUCUGGAUCCUUUGUGUUAUCACUGCACCUCUUUGCAUAGUUUUGAACCAUCAAUUUUCCAUCACUAUUUUGGUCUUCAACCUCUCACCUAUGUUUAUCCUCAGUUUUGCUUGGACCCUCAGAGCUCUUCCUUCUGCCACCUCAGUGCCCACAGACGAAAAACGAAGAGUUUUAGGAACUUUAGUUGUAUUGCUGCUUAACCACUUUCUCAUGAUCUUUCCCAUGGCCGUUUGUUGUACUUCAACAUUUAGAUAUCGCAUGGACUUUCCGUAUAGUGUUAUCAGCUUAUUUCUGCUCAGUCCUUUUAUGGACUUGGUUCUGUUUGUUUUCAUGCGUAAAGGGCCCAUUGAUAGAUUGCUGGCACGUCUGUGUUUCUGCGGUAUGGACAACAUUGCAGGAGAUCUCAGUGUGACACCAACAGUGACAACACCAGUGUGAUAAUCUGACUGACAUAAAAGGAGAGAAACGUGCAGGAAACAGUGGGAGAGAUUAGAAAUGAUGAAGAAACAAACAAAAACCAUCCUUUAAUAAUCCAUGAAAUGAAAUUCAGGUCUAGGUUUUAGUGGUGGUGCUCUCAGUGGGAGCUCUGCUCUUGUUAAUAGUGUUUGAUACUUCAUAUCCACAUUGUUUUUUUAUCUGCAAAUAAUAUAGUAUUUUUAUAUUCAAUAUGCAUUAUGUGAUGUCCCUUUGUAAA
Messenger RNA from Maylandia zebra (zebra mbuna), 1182 nucleotides. The record is from RefSeq and is a predicted model, not a curated record. NCBI's taxonomy places the organism in Eukaryota, Metazoa, Chordata, Actinopteri, Cichliformes, Cichlidae.